UGUUGUGACAUUCCUGAUUUCAAAUGUCAGAGUCGGAAAAUUGGGAGGAUUGGACGUCUAAUAUUCAGUAUUUUUAAUAUUUUUUUAUUUCGUAUGUGUUUUUAUAUACGCUCUCGUUAUCCCCGUCAUUCGAAUUAUAAAGUCGGUGUUUUCAGAUGAAGUUAUGAAGUAGAAAAUCAUUACUUUAUUUAUUAGUUAGUGAACAAAAAUAUUAAAAGAAAUACUUGGAUAGGAGAGAUUAAGAUCAAAUCUCUUAGAUAGAUAAUGCCAGCCAAAAAUCCUUUCAAUAAAUUUUUGAAAAGUCUCACCAUAGACGGAGAAGAGUACAAGUAUUAUGAUAUUUCACAAUUGGGCUGCAAUUAUGAUCGUCUUCCAUAUUCAAUUAGGGUAUUACUGGAAUCAGCAGUUAGAAACUGUGACAACUUUCAAAUAAAAGAGCAGGAUGUUGAAAAUAUUUUGAAUUGGGAAGCUAAUCGAAGUUAUGAAGGUGCCAUUGAAAUUCCAUUCAAACCUUCCAGAGUUAUUUUACAGGAUUUUACUGGAGUUCCCGCCGUUGUUGAUUUUGCUGCAAUGAGAGACGCAGUAAAAACUUUAGGAGGUAAUCCCAAUAAAAUCAAUCCGAUAUGUCCAGUUGAUUUGGUCAUUGAUCAUUCCAUCCAAGUUGAUUUUGCAAGAUCACCCGAUGCACUGCGAAAAAACGAAGAUAUGGAGUUUGAAAGGAACAGGGAGAGAUUCACUUUUUUGAAGUGGGGAGCAAAGGCUUUUGACAACAUGUUGAUUAUACCACCAGGAAGUGGAAUCAUUCAUCAAGUCAAUUUGGAAUACCUUGCAAGGGUUGUUUUCACGGAUAAAGAUACAUCGAUAUUGUAUCCCGACACUGUAGUCGGCACUGAUUCACACACCACCAUGAUAAAUGGAUUGGGAAUUUUGGGUUGGGGUGUUGGGGGAAUUGAAUCAGAGGCAGUGAUGUUAGGACAAUCUAUCAGCAUGUUAUUGCCCCAAGUUGUAGGUUAUAGAUUAUAUGGAAAGAUGAACGAAUAUGUUACAUCUACGGACUUGGUACUUACAAUCACGAAGAAUCUGCGUCAGUUGGGUGUAGUAGGAAAAUUCGUUGAAUUUUAUGGACCUGGUGUAACAGCUUUGUCAAUUGCUGACAGGGCAACUAUUGCCAAUAUGUGUCCUGAAUAUGGAGCUACCGUUGGAUUUUUUCCUGUGGAUAGUAAUUCAAUAGCAUAUUUGAGGCAGACAAAUCGAUCAGAGAAACAAAUAAAAAUCAUAGAAGAAUAUUUGAAAGCCACGAAACAAUUACGCAACUAUUCUUCAGAAUUACCAGAACCUGUAUUUAGUCAGAAUGUCGGCCUUGAUUUAGCGACGGUAGUGUCAUCUGUCAGCGGACCGAAACGGCCUAAUGACAGAGUAUCCGUAUCCAACAUGAAGGAAGAUUUUCUCAACUGUCUCACGAAUAAGAUUGGUUUCAAAGGAUUUGGCAUACCCCAAACUCAGCUGAAUACCGUCGCUAAAUUCAUGUACGAUGGAAAACAAUAUCAACUGAGGCAUGGUAGUGUCAUUAUAGCUGCUAUCACUUCUUGCACAAAUACUAGUAACCCUAGUGUAAUGCUUGGUGCUGGUCUCUUAGCCAAAAAUGCAAUAGCUGCCGGUCUCAGCGUUUUGCCGUACAUUAAAACCAGUUUGUCGCCAGGAUCAGGGAUUGUUACUUACUAUUUGAGAGAAUCAGGGGUUAUUCCUCCUUUGGAACAGCUCGGGUUCAACAUUGUAGGCUAUGGUUGCAUGACUUGUAUUGGCAAUAGUGGAGGAAUCGAUGAAAAUAUCGUGUGUGCCAUUGAAGAAAAUGACUUGAUUUGCUGCGGUGUUCUUUCCGGAAAUAGGAAUUUCGAAGGGCGUAUACAUCCCAACACACGCGCCAACUAUUUAGCGAGCCCCCUGUUGGUUAUAGCGUACGCGAUAGCUGGUAGAGUUGAUAUUGACUUCCAGACAGAACCUUUGGGGGAAAAGAAGGAUGGAUCGCCGAUAUUUUUGAGAGAUAUUUGGCCGACGAGAAAAGAAAUACAGGCAGUCGAACAACAGUACGUGAUUCCAGCCAUGUUCAAAGAAGUAUAUGAAAAGAUCGAAUCGGGAUCACCAAAAUGGCAACAACUCAAGGCUCCGAUUGGUCAACUCUAUCCAUGGUCAAGGUUGUCUACUUAUAUAAAGAAACCACCCUUUUUUGAUGGAAUGACCAAAGAUGUAACUGCAGCAAGGUCAUUGGUUAAUGCCAGAGUACUUUUGAUGCUUGGUGAUUCUGUAACAACAGAUCACAUCAGUCCUGCUGGAUCCAUUGGAAGAACAAGCCCAGCAGCACGGUAUUUGGCACAAAGAGGAUUAACGCCAAAGGAAUUUAAUUCUUAUGGAUCACGAAGAGGUAAUGAUGAUGUGAUGGCUAGAGGAACAUUUGCUAAUAUCAGAUUGGUCAACAAAUUCUUGAAUAAAGCAGGUCCUAGAACACUCUAUCUGCCCACGAAUGAAGAGAUGGACAUUUUUGACUGUGCCCAACGAUACAAAGCUAAUGAAACGCCCAUUCUGAUCAUUGCUGGUAAAGAUUACGGAUCAGGUUCAAGCCGAGAUUGGGCUGCGAAAGGGCCUUUUUUGUUGGGCGUUAAAGCUGUUAUUGCUGAAUCAUUCGAACGAAUUCAUCGUUCCAACCUCGUUGGAAUGGGUAUUAUCCCUCUCCAAUUUCUUCCUGGCCAAGGAGCCGAAACAAUUGGGUUAACGGGAAAAGAAUUGUUCACUGUCAACUUACCAUUUGAUAUUGAGUACGGACAACACAUCAAAGUGAACACUGACUCUGGAAAGGAGUUUGAAGUGAUUUUGAGGUUUGAUUCGGAAGAAGAUUUAUUGUUUUAUAGGCAUGGUGGUAUUUUGAAUUAUAUGAUCAGAAAAAUGCUGAAUUGAGGAAGAUGAAUUUUAUUAUAUUUGUUGUUUUAUAUCUAUAAUUUUAUUGGUUGGUGAUAGAUCUAUAAAGUUUACCAAAAACA
Leptinotarsa decemlineata (Colorado potato beetle) is the source of this 3032-nucleotide messenger RNA. RefSeq names its product cytoplasmic aconitate hydratase. Lineage: Eukaryota; Metazoa; Arthropoda; Insecta; Coleoptera; Chrysomelidae. The record is from RefSeq and is a predicted model, not a curated record.